ACUGGUCAUUUCCUCCUCCAGUUCUCCGUGGAAAACCCUACUUCGUGUCUCGUCUUUGUCUCAGUGAUUUGAAAUCUGCUCGAAAUUUUACUUUGUAGUUGAGAUUUUUCUGCACAUUUUUCUGUAUAUCGAUGCUUCGGUUAGGUUAUUGUGCUGUGAAUAUACCACUGAAUCACGUUCAGAUUCUUGUUAUUAUGGUCGAGAAAGAGAUGUUGACAAGGCCUGCGCUAAAAUUAGUAAAUCUGAGUCUUUUUAUGGUAUCUUUUUUUAUUAAUGAUGAAAGAUUGUAGGAGAGUCAAGCCAUGGCCGACGCAGUUGUCUCAUUUGGAGUGCAAAAGCUAUGGGAUCUGCUGGUUCAGGAAUCCGAACGGUUUACGGGAAUCCAUGAAAGAGUUACUGGAUUACGAGACGAACUGGGACGAUUAAAGGGCUUUCUUAAAGAUGCAGAUGCCAAGAAACACGGAAGCGAAAGGGUGAGGUACUGUUUGGAUGAGAUAAAUGAAAUUGUCUAUGAUGCAGAGGAUGUUAUCGAAGCCUUUCUCCUCAAAGAAGGGUCCAUCGAUGGAAGAGGGAUCAGAGAGCGUGUGACUAGGUUUACUCGCAGCUCGAUGAAUAGACUGAAGAGUGAUUCACAGAUCAAAUGCAUAACUGCCAGAAUUUCCAAGGUAGUGGAGAGUAUGCAAAAUCUUGGCAUCCAAGAUAUAGUUGACAAUGGAAAUCCUCCGGAGCCUUUGUCGGAAAGAUUAAGGGAGACGCGACAAUCAUUUCCGAGUGUAUCGGAAAGUGGUCUUGUGGGGUUGGACCAUAGCAUACGAGAAUUAACUGGACGCUUGGUGGAUAAUAUCAAUAUACGAGUUGUUCCUAUAUGUGGGAUGGGUGGUAUCGGGAAAACCACUCUAGCUAGGCAAGUUUUUCACCAUGACAUAGUGCGAGGUUAUUUUGACCAGUUUGCAUGGGUGUGUGUUUCAAAACAAUGUAGGCGAAACUACGUUUGGCGGGAGAUCUUACUGAAUCUCAGAGCAAAAGAAGAGGAACAUAGAAUUUGGCAAAUGUCAGAAGAACGACUCCAAGAUGAGCUCUUCGAAAUGCUUGAAACCAAUAAAUGUCUGAUAGUCCUCGACGAUAUAUGGAAUAAGGAAGCUUGGGACCUUAUAAAGCCAGCUUUCUCACAGAAGCCAGGUAGCAAGAUCUUACUUACAUCUCGAAAUGAGGAUGUUGCUUCAUAUGUGGAUCCAAGAUGUAAAAUUUUCAGACCAAGAUACUUAACUCAUGAAGAUAGUCGAGAACUGUUGCUGCUAAUAGCGUUUUCUGGGAGAGAUGAUAUAGAGUUUGAGAUUGGGGAAGUGAAGGAAGAGGUUGACAAAAUGAUAAAACACUGUGGAGGAUUACCUUUUGUUGUCAGAACGCUGGGAGGGUUGUUAUCCGAUAAACGUACGGCAUCCGAGUGGAAAAGGGUAAAUGAUAACAUCGGAGCUCAAAUCAUAAGAGGAAUAAGCCGCAACCAUAACGAGAAUAAAGCAUUCCAGGUGUUGUCUUUGAGCUACGAAGAUUUGUCAUUGCAUCUAAAGCAUUGCUUUCUUUACCUUGCCCAUUUUCCAGAAGAUCAUGAGAUACGUACGGAUACAUUGUUAGGAUGUUGGUUUGCGGAAGGAAUAGUAGAAAUGCCGUCAGAGGGUACUAAUAGGUCUGUUCGAGAUGUAGCACAAGGCUACCUUGAGGAGCUUGUGAAGAGAAAUAUGGUUUUAGUCUCUCGUAGAGAUGAUGUGAGCUCAAGAAUCGACAGCAUUCGGGUGCAUGAUGUGAUGAGAGAUGUGUGUUUGUUGAUAGCCAAAGAAGAGAACUUCCUUGAAGUUGUCACUACCGAGGUUCACUUGUUAAGCGUCAACUCUUCAACUUCUGUGCCCAGAUUUGGGCCUCGCAGACUUGCCUUGCAUUGGGAUUUAGAUGAUAGCGAUGAUGAAGGACAAAAAACAUUUUAUCAGAGACAAAUAAGAAACCCAAAAUUAAGAUCGCUUUUAUGUGUCACUCUAAGUUUUACUGAUUGGAAUUCAGAGCUCAGCUUUGGAAGCUUGCCAUCACUCAGAGUGUUAGAUCUAAGUAAAACGAAUUUUCAAGGAGGGAAGCUGCCAAAGAGCAUAGGAAAGCUCGUUCACUUGAGAUACUUGAGCUUAUUCCAGACUAAUUUAACAGAGAUACCAUCUUCUCUUGGGAAUCUAACGUUGCUGGUCUUUUUGAAAUUGGGGAUUUAUGGUGUAGUUCAUAUACCAAAUGUUUUGAAAAGGAUGAAGGAUCUGAGGUACCUUAGUUUGCCUCAUAGUCUCAGUGAAGAGACGAAGUUGGAAAUGGGGAGUCUGGUGAAGUUGGAGACAUUCAUCAACUUCUCAACGAAGCAUUGCAGAGUAGAGGACCUUCUCCAUAUGAGAAAUCUCAGACAAGUUUGUAUCAAAGUCCAUAGAACAUCGGAUGAGGGGAUUUUACCUUUAUCUCUCACUACAGCGCUGAAACUUGUGGAAGAGUUUGAGUUACACAGCAUGAUUCCGAUUGGUGGCCCGAUUAAAUCCGAUUUAGGAGGGCUCGUUUCAUGUUUCCCUCGUCUCAACCGGUUACGUUUCGAUGGUAUAGAGAUGGAGAAGUUACCGGACGAGCUCCAAUCCACUCCCAACCUCGCGUCUAUUACGUUAAAUUGGUGUAGAAUAGAGGAGGAUCCUAUGCCCAUUCUUGAGAAGAUACCUAACUUAAAGGAAGUUCGUCUAAAGGCCAAUGGUUUCCGAGGGAGGAAAAUGGUCAGUUCAAGAGACGGGUUCCCUCAAUUGCGUUACUUGCAUUUGCGCUUCUUAGAAAAUCUUGAAGAGUGGGUGGUGGAAGAAGGGUCCAUGCCUCGACUUCGUCGCCUGAGGAUAUCGGCCUGCAGAAAGCUGGCGAGGUUACCUGAAGGGUUGAGACACAUCUCUUCUCUAAAGGAAUUGAAGAUCGAGGGGAUGAAAAAGGAAUUCAAGGAGAAGUUGGUCGAAGGGGGACAAGAUCAUCACAAGAUCCACCAUAUCCCUUCCGUCACAUUUGACGAGUGGGACUUAUAACCAAUCACCACCACCACCAAAGGUAUAAUAAUCCAACAAUUUGUCAAUACCUCUGUCCUCCGUUCCAUCAUAAAUACUUUGUGCUACCUUUGUAGUCUUAAAUGCAUGUAACCGUUCCUAAUCAA
Tarenaya hassleriana is the source of this 3202-nucleotide messenger RNA. Its product is annotated as probable disease resistance RPP8-like protein 2. Gene Ontology annotation, molecular function: ADP binding; protein binding. Lineage: Eukaryota; Viridiplantae; Streptophyta; Magnoliopsida; Brassicales; Cleomaceae. Gene Ontology annotation, biological process: defense response to other organism. The transcript is spliced from 3 exons. The record is from RefSeq and is a predicted model, not a curated record. Bases 303 to 3077 code for a protein of 924 amino acids.